This is a messenger RNA of Aspergillus niger, 747 nucleotides long. RefSeq lists its product as uncharacterized. Lineage: Eukaryota; Fungi; Ascomycota; Eurotiomycetes; Eurotiales; Aspergillaceae. The record is from RefSeq and is a predicted model, not a curated record. The coding region runs from base 1 to 747 and encodes 248 amino acids. The transcript is spliced from 2 exons.
AUGGAUUCCCGGUCUACAACCGCCCCAAACGACACGACCGCAGACCAGAGCCCAGUCUCAGAAAUCCACACUGAGUUCCGGUACAUAGAAGCCUACGAAGAUGUCUGCGACAGUUGCGAACUCUUCAACAUGCAGAAUGCCAUGUCACAGUGCAAAUCAUGUGGAUGGCGAGAAUGUCGUGCGUGCACGAUUGAAACUGGUGGCCGUCGAUCCCAUCAGUUCCAAGGCAGGAGACAUUUCUCCCCUGUCGAUAUAUCGGAGUUGCGGACCCAGGCGGCGAUUGAUCACGAACGCAGAGUGGCCAGACUAGGGGGAUGGAUGUCAAUGAGGGGGUUGUCAAGACAGAGGGGCCAUGCCAGGGGGUGGAGAUACAGUAGAAGGAGGAGAGGAGAACAGAUUGGAGGAUGGGGAAGGAGAAACGGACGAGGCCACCGUGGAAAUCGCCAACGUGGUCAAGAACCAGCGCCUGGAGCUGCGCCUGCUCCUGCUCCGUCCCCGGCAGCUUCUCCUAACACUGGGGAAGCAGACUUGGACGGUGCCCGAGCUCCCGAGACAGCGGAGGGUGCGGAGAUGCUGUAUGCUUUGGGUCUUGAAGACUCUGCUAGUCGCAGAAGUGAAAGUGGGUCCACCACCUCUGAGGAAGAGAGACAAACUAGACAUGCUUCCUGUCUCAUCCUGGCAAAACGUGCUCGCGAACAAUUCGAAACCCAGCAGACAGACAGGGCAACUGAGGAGUGUGUCACAUGA